AUGCAUCCUGAUGGAAGCCUCUUCGCCUACUACAAUGACAAGACUGGCUGUGUCAGUGUCUAUAGUCUCCAACAGAAGGCUGAGGUUACCAGCGCUAAGAUGCCUCAUGCUAACGUCACUGCCCUCGCUUUCAGUGAGAAUGGGUAUCACAUGGCGACUGGUACCAAGGAUGGCGAGAUCAAACUGUGGGAUCUCCGGAAGGCCACCGAUUUUGCCACGCUUACCGCUGCUGGACCGGUAGAAGAUCUCAGUUUCGAUCAUAGUGGCCACUACUUGGCCGCUGGAUCAGUGAAGGGCGCCGACGUGUAUCACUUCCAUGGCAAAACCUCCCUCUCUGAAGUGGCUUACUUCGAUGCUACUGGCAGUGCUCUGGCGUGGUUGAAUGAUGCCACUGGAUUGGUUGUGGCUGAUGGUGCCGAUGUGAAGACAUAUGGUCAGGCGUAG
Molecule: messenger RNA, 444 nt
Organism: Perkinsus marinus ATCC 50983
Lineage: Eukaryota; Perkinsozoa; Perkinsida; Perkinsidae
Product: wd-repeat protein, putative
Exons: 4
Coding region: 1-444 (147 amino acids)
Biological process (GO): mRNA splicing, via spliceosome; DNA repair
Cellular component (GO): cytoplasm; U2-type catalytic step 1 spliceosome; Prp19 complex
Molecular function (GO): ubiquitin protein ligase activity; protein binding
Source: RefSeq, a predicted model, not a curated record